Molecule: messenger RNA, 2220 nt
Organism: Penicillium paradoxum
Lineage: Eukaryota; Fungi; Ascomycota; Eurotiomycetes; Eurotiales; Aspergillaceae
Exons: 1
Coding region: 1-2220 (739 amino acids)
Cellular component (GO): cytoplasm
Source: RefSeq, a predicted model, not a curated record
AUGACAAAACGCUCAGCCUCCCCUGCCUUCGAGCCCAACGGUCGUGUCAAGCCGACACCUAUUCAACCAAGCCCAUUCAAGAUCCUCAACUUGAAUGACGGCGAGACCGUAAAUCAAACCUGCAUCCUAAUCCAUGGCGAAUGUCAGGCUUUUGACUCUGCCGAAACUAAUUUCGUUUCUGUCACGUCUGCGGACAUGCUUCACCGAGCGCAGACUGCCCAUCACUGGCCAUUGAACAAUGGCCAGUGGAGAGCACUUGCACUCCUUGCACCAGGAACCAAUGUGAUUACUUUCGAUCUUCACCACGCGGGCGAAAUCUCAAGUACACUGCGCGUGACAGUGAAUUACAUCCCCCUCCUGCAAUUGCCACCCCUACAUCUUGCGAUCCUUGUCGCAAAGGAUUCGCCUCUCCUCACGGAUUGCCCUCCAGCUAAAUAUGGGGCCAUCUCGACUGCACACAGUAGCAUCGACGCAGCAAUAGCCAAGCUCCGCAUGUCAGCGUACAUGUGGCAGGCUCUUACGGCAGAAGACUUUCGCCAAAAGGGGCUGGGGAGACGUUCAUUUCGCCUGGAAGAAGAGUGGUCUCCUAAUAUGACUGUGCAAGCAUCUCACCGAGCACAUUCCCGCAACAGUCGGGACAUGGGUACCGUUGCAAAAGUUCAUAUUAUCCCGUCGGAGAAGACCGUUGCCCAGCUCAGACACGCUGACGUGGCGCAACAAAAUCCCCACGGUCGGGAUCGGGAUGGCUUGCACCGGUAUUUUGAAGCCGCACUCGCCAAGUUCGGUCCUCCCUUUGAAGCAAAGUGCCGCCCGGUGGUGGCCGGCAUGAUUUUAGAUACGCAUUACUCAACGGCCAAAUCCAUGAUCCUGGGACAUGCAGCAUUGGGUUGCCACAAGCCAGAUGGUAUAUCGCUAGGCAUCUUUGGGAGUCACCUCACCUACUCUUGGCCACGGUUCUUGGAAGAAGUCCCUGCUUGUCUGACAGAUAUGUCCCUCACGGGCAGCACGGUCGGAAACGACAAUGGUGAAUGUGAAACAAUGCGUGGCGCAUGUUUUGUCGGCCAGGGAGCCUUUUUGCACGAGGUCGGCCAUGCCUUCGGCGCUCAACACACAACUGGGAUUAUGGCAAGAGGAUACAGCAAAGCCUGGGGAAUCAACUUUGUCGCCCAUGAGACAAACAACGACAUUGAAAAUGAUGCGAAAUGGGAUCUACAAGAAGCGCUCAAAUUCAGGCUCAUGCCGCACUUCGCGCUUCCUGGAGAUGAACACAUACCAACUGCCAUCCAGUGUGCGAGAGUGAAAAUUCAGAUUGAUUUUGGAACCGAUCGCGAUGACACAAUUCAGAACGACGAUUCUCGCAACGAGGGUCUUCAUGUGUCCUCCGAAGCAGGCCUUGCACAGGUAAAACUGCAGAGCGGCACGGACGAUCCUAUAAUCCAUGAUUUCAUGCAUUCUCCUGAGUACAAGAACCAGAAAACUCUGCGGGUGGAUGAUAUUCGUGGAAAGUUCGACCAAAGCAAACCUUUGACGGUUACCGCUCUUGGAAUGAAUGGAAACCAGCACAUAAUCGCAGACUUAUGGACCAUGCUCAAGGAGAGGCCAUUCAUCACGAUCCCGGGCAGCAACAUGAUUAUUCACAAACAAUCUGUCCGAUCUCAGCAUGUUGAAGCUGCACAAGACUCCAGGGAGUUUGUCCGAUGGGCUAUGCUUCUCCGCCGCCGCGGCCGAGAUAACCAGCUUCAUCGUGCGACAUCAAUUGAUCUCCGGGUUGGAGCGACGAUGGACGGUGCGGUCGUAUAUUACGCCGACGGUAAUUUUGCCAACUGUGGCCCUAUGCUUGACAGGCACACCGGUCAACCGCAUGUAUUUGGCGGAGGCGAGUCAGAAAGACGCGACCUUCCCGUCAAUCAGACGGUUACUCGAGUCAGGAUCCGCAAGGAUGACUCCGGGUGGGGGAGUUUGGCGGGUAUCCGCAUGAGCCUGAGCAAUGGAGACGAGUGGGGUCAUCUCAACGAUUAUAAUUACCACGGCGAUGGCGAAGAAGAGGACGAACCCGUCAUCACGCUUGAGCCUGGAGAUGGUGAGGCUAUUGUGGGCUUCUACGGGCAGAGUGACACGGGAUCCGGGUUCACACACGAGUUCGGCAUUUUGACAGCACAGGAGGGAGUAGAUCUACCAGACAAUGUGUACGAUUUGCCAGAAUUUAGCAAUGCUCAAUGA